Xyrauchen texanus (razorback sucker) is the source of this 3298-nucleotide messenger RNA. Its product is annotated as fibrinogen silencer-binding protein-like. The transcript is spliced from 5 exons. The record is from RefSeq and is a predicted model, not a curated record. The coding region runs from base 944 to 1927 and encodes 327 amino acids. NCBI's taxonomy places the organism in Eukaryota, Metazoa, Chordata, Actinopteri, Cypriniformes, Catostomidae.
AUAGGGAAGCACCCAACUGGUUUUUGUGGUUGUUGUCAGGUUGCAGAAACUAUAGAGCAUGUGUUGUUGAGUUGCAGACAAUAUAAAGAACAGAGGAAAAAUAUGAUGGAAGAGUUAGGAAAAAUUGGAGCAAUAGGGACAGGAAUGAAGGAAAUACUGGAAAGUGGGGAGAAUGAACAAAGCAGAGGAAAUAUUUUAUUAUUUUUAUCAAGAACAGGACUGAUGAGAAGAAUAUGAUGUAACUGGACAUGACAGGAAAUAAAGCCGGAAGAUGGCGGUAGUGCAACGCUAAUGGAUGCAAGCUGCCGAUAAACUCUAAAGAAGAAGAAGAAGAAGAAGAGGGAGAUUUAGAAAACAGAAAAAGUCAGCGACAAAUCAAGGAAGAGUAGACAAAUAAAGGUUAAGUGGCAUCCUCACUGACAGAAUGUACUGGUCUGGAGCUCCAAGUCAGCUCAGUGUCAAUGCUGCAAAGAAACCCCGAUUUAUGCCUCCGGGACUUUGACAUUCCUACCAUAUCGAGCCCCCAACCAGAACCAUUGACAGCAUCCACUCUAGCAUUAGGGAAUGUGUUCAACAACAAGGUCCAGAGGUGUUUGACUAGUAGAGAUUGUCCAGCUUUUUCUAAAGCUCCAGAAGGCAGUAAAGCUUUAGCUAGGGUCUUGAGCGCUGUUCCUCAAGGAAAUGUAAGAAAAACAGCUUUAGCUCAUCAUCUUACUGUCCUGAAGCAGCUGGCAGAUAAAGAACGUUGCUCAAUACAGCCAAAUACGCAUGCCAACACCGUGUCUUCAGUUUGUGCAUGUGUGUGUUGUUUAACUGAAGUAAGCAGUGCAGCAGUCUGCUCACACAAGUGAGUGUCUUCCAGAGAAUGACAGACACACAGCACAGGUGAAAGAAGGAGAGAAGAAGAGUGGGACUAGAGCAUUGAGACCAGCUUAAAACCAAGAUGUCAACCUUGUUUGUGACAAACAGCAUGGUUGGCAAGGCCCGCUCCUCAAACUUCACCUUGUCUGAGAAACUGGAUCUUCUGCGGCUGGUACAGCCUCACAUACGCAUUUUGGAGGUGCACACCAACAAGCAUGCAGUGAUUGUGGAUAAGAACCGGUGCUGGGACAGCAUAGCUGAGCGCUAUAACAGUUUAGGAGGUGAGAGGCCCACCAGAACGGCUCAGGGCCUUCGGACCCUCUAUAAACGACUUAAAGAAAGUGCCAAACAGGAAGUUCUUCAACGAAGCCACUCCCAGCCUGAGUACCGGGGCAGCAUCUCGGAGCCAACCAAACACAUCAUGGAAAUGAUUCCACAACUGUUUCGUGUGGGAGACAAAGAGCAGAGUGCACUCCACAGGCUUCAGUUCAAGAGGAACUCUCCAUUAGAGCAGCCAGGCAGCAGUCUGUCCCUCCCUGUAAUGCCGGACUAUCCACCUGUUGCGGCUAUGAGGGUGGAGUCAGAAGACAUGAAACCGCCUCUUGAUAUCCACCUUAUUACGUCUCAUGGUUCCCCUGUUACUAUCACCACCCCAAGCAGUCAGGCCCACCAUGGACAGAAUGACAGGGACAAUGAGGUGGUGGAAGCGGAUGAAGAUGAGGAGGAAGAGGAAGUAGUCUCCCACGUGUACGCGGCCUCCCUCUCUCCAUGUCCUUCCUCCGUACACCUCUCACCUUCGCCAUCAGCACCGGCCCCAAGGAGAAGUCUUCAUCAGAGGGUCAGCUCGGCUUUCAAAAAUCAAAUUUUUGAGGCAGAAACAUUGCAGAUGAUGCAAGAGGAACAUGAGCUGCUUCUGGCCAAUCACAGAAAACUGGGGUUGUAUCUGGAGGAAAAGAGGGAGGGGCUUAAAAGAAAGCAAAAUUUGGAGGAGGAGCUACUCAGGUCAAAGGUCAAAGUGGAGAAACUGAGGGCAGCCAGACUCCGCCAUGGUUUGCCAUUGUUGUGACAUGUAGUGUUGCAUCUAAAAAAGUUGCAUAAAGGGAACUACGGCACAGUUAUAUGGCCGAUCUGAUGACAUUGUAAAUUUUUUGUUUGUACAGUCUGGGCUUGUUGAAAUGUUUGUACAGUUUUUUUUUUUUUUUUAUUCAUUUUUUUUAUAUAUAAUAUUAUUCUAUUGACAUUUUUACAAGGACCACUGUUUACACUUACAAAAUGGUUGUAUUUGUUCACAAUAGUUAACUACAAAAGUUAACACAAACUAACUAUUAACAAUACUUUUUCAGCACUUAAUCUUGAUUAAUGUUAAUUUCAACAUAAACUAGUACAUUUUGUAACAUUUAAAGUUAGUUAAUGCAGUAUGAACUAACAUGAACAAUGAACAAAUGGAAAUGUAUAAAUUAACAGCAUCAAUUAAGAUAUGCUGUAAAAUUCAUUAACAAAUAAAACCUUACUGUAAAGUGUUACAGACCCCCCCCCCCUCAGUGUGAAUGUCUGAUUGGACAAGAAAGAGGUUUUAUUUUGUAUGCAGUUACUAAUAAAAUUGUAGUUCCUUUAAUCUCAGUGUUUUGAGUGUAUCUUUUUUAUUAUUUCUUCUCAGGAGCAUAGAAUGAAGAUCUCACUCUCAAGCUAUUUGUGUAGACUUGUGUAGUAAAAUGUUUUGUUUGUACAUUGUAAUGCGUUUACCGAAGCUAAUGUGAAAUUCUUGCAAAUUAAUUCAUGUGAAUAAUUUUUUAUCCUACAGUUUCACACCUGGCCAUUAAUUUUUGUUGUUUAUCUGACACAGUAAAAAAAAAAAACAAUACCAGGAAUUAAACAUAUGUUGAAAUAUGAAGACAUUGUAAAGCUCUCUUUAUGAUUCAAUAUGGGCUUUUGGUAUGUUUUGGUAUCCCUGUUCAUUCAUGUAUUUAUUUAUUUUCAAGCAUGCUACUGUAGUUUAAUAUGGUGCAAGGCAUCAUCAAGUAAGCAAAAGCGCUGGAAUGGCGACGCUGUGCUGAUUGUCAGAGGGCAGAUCGUUGUCCUCAAAGACAUGGAAGGGGGGGACAUUGAACAAGGUUAGCCUGUCCCAACACAUGCUUAAAGUAAAAUUAGCUACUGUUGUGGAGUAUAGUAUGUAUUGUUAAGAAAGGAAGUUCUAUUUUUGAAUUUGUGGUUUAUAUUUAAUUCCACUAUUAUCAUUUUAUCUCACUCAUGAAAUAUUUUUGAAAACUUUUUCAAAUGUAUUUGAAUUUGUGUUUGUUAGGAUAAGGUUACAAGGCUUCUGAGUUGGAGAGCUUGUGUGAGGGUCAGUCACUUGUGGUGAGAGGGAAGCAAAUCGAUGUAAUGGGGUCAUAUCCAAUGAGGACAAUGCCAAGGGCCGUUGUUUUCAAGACGUUGCUGU